GCUGCGGCGCCAGGGGCGGGGCGCGGCUGCCAGAUGUUGGGGCGGCUGCGGGAGCUACGGAGCGCGAGGAGUCGCGGCGCUGGGCACAGGGCGAAGGCGCCGCUGGCCGGGCCGCCCGGCCCUCUCCGCGCCGCUCCCGCCGGAGUUCUCAUUGGAACUGGCAGGCCUGGCGGGGGCUCCGGCAGGGGCAUGCACAGCACUCGGCUUGACAGCUUCCUGGGCCAGCUCCGCUGGGAAUUGCCCUGUGGCCGGGACACAGGCUCACCCCCAAUGCCUGGUCCCCUUCCGCCACCCCCCAAACGCGGCCCAGGUGCCCACCACCGGCUCAGGGCCUCAGAUGCCUUGGAAGAGGACUCCGUCUGCUGUGUGGAGGAAGAGGAGGAGGAAGGUGUGGUGACAGGAGACAGAGGUGUAGCCUUGGAGGGCCCCAGGGAGCACACCUUGGACUGGGACUCCGGCUUUUCCGAGGUGUCGGGCAGCACAUGGAGAGAGGAAGAGCUGCCUGUGCCUCCAGCACCCCCAGUGUGGCGCCCCCACAGACAGCGCGUCUCAGCCAGUGGCAUCCCCUUGUCCAGCGGAGCCCCUGUGGCUAGGGCGCCACCUGCCCACCGACCUCGGCCCAAGUCCACCCCAGAUGCCUGCCUGGAGCAUUGGCGGGGCUUGGAAGCCGAGGACUGGACAGCAGCCCUGCUGAGCAGAGGGCGGAGCCGCCAGCCCCUGGUGCUGGGGGACAACUGCUUCGCUGACUUGGUGCACAACUGGAUGGAGCUGCCCGAGACAGCAGGUGAGGGGGACAACGGGGGCGGGCCGCGUGCCCGAGCUCGGCCCCCCCAGUUCCUGCUCGGCCUCUCUGAGCAGCUGCGGCGCCAGCUGGCCAGGGCCCGCAGGGCAGCCAUGGCGGGAAAGCGACUGUCAUGCCCACCGCGAGCGGAGCCCGAACUGCCUGCGGACGCCUCGCGCUUCGCAGCCCUCAUGAGCUGCCGCAGCCGCCAGCCCAUCAUCUGUAACGAUGUCGUCAGCUACCUCUGACCCUGCCCUCCGGCCCGGGACAAUAAAGGCCUUUCUCUGGACUGGU
Messenger RNA from Phyllostomus discolor (pale spear-nosed bat), 1075 nucleotides. RefSeq names its product inka box actin regulator 1 (gene INKA1). Gene Ontology annotation, molecular function: protein serine/threonine kinase inhibitor activity; protein kinase binding. Lineage: Eukaryota; Metazoa; Chordata; Mammalia; Chiroptera; Phyllostomidae. The record is from RefSeq and is a predicted model, not a curated record. Gene Ontology annotation, cellular component: nucleus. The transcript is spliced from 2 exons. The coding region runs from base 34 to 1029 and encodes 331 amino acids.